Trichomonas vaginalis G3 is the source of this 1227-nucleotide messenger RNA. RefSeq names its product calcium ion binding. The record is from RefSeq and is a predicted model, not a curated record. The transcript has a single exon. Bases 1 to 1227 code for a protein of 408 amino acids. Lineage: Eukaryota; Parabasalia; Trichomonadida; Trichomonadidae. Gene Ontology annotation, molecular function: protein binding.
AUGUACAAUGAGCUUUCGAAGCGAUAUAGUAGUUACAUAGAUGCAUUUGAUGCAUUGUACAAGCUAAAUACAUCCAAUGAAGACGAAAUAAACAAAAUUUAUCAAAAAAUAAAAACACAAUUAAUUGAAGGGGAAAACCUUUCGCCAUCACUGAUUUGUAAUAAAAUCGAAAAUGCUGCACGCUUGAAUAAUCGCUACAUCAAAUCAUAUUUGAAAUUGAAUCAAAAAGUUUCUGAAGAGUAUCAUCUCGAUAAUAGAUUUUUAAGACAAUUCACUUUAGAAUACACUCGUAUACUACGAAUUCAAGAUAUUACAGUUAUCAGAUUAUUAAUCAAUGAUGACUUGAAAUCAUUUAUUCCGUAUUCAUUAAAUAAAGACUGUAUACUAUGUCAAAAUGUGUUCUGUUUUAUGUUUCCUUUCUUAAUGAUGAACGUACUUGAACUAUGUUGUUAUUACGGAGCUGUCAAUUGUUUUAAAUUUUUAAGAUCAGAAUUUAAUUUUGGAAUAACUCGAUUAUGUCUUCAAUAUUCAUUUUUGGGUGGAAAUCAAGAAAUUAUAAAUGAAUGCUUGAAAUAUCAAAUACCAGAUGAUGAAUCCAUGAAAUAUGCAAUAGCUUCACACAACUUAGAUUUUGUAACAUUUUUAAUGUAUGAACAUAAUUUAAAAAUCGAUUUGGAAGAAUGUGCAAACUCUAAUAAUCUCAAUGCAUUUUUUGUUUAUUUUGAUCAAACUAAUGAUGUUAAUGAAUGCUUCGUUCAUUCACCUCUUUUUGGAAUUCCAUCUCUUUGUGAAUUUUUCAGAAUGCAAGUAUCCGAUAUCGAUGCAAAAAGUAUAUCCUUAGGAUAUUCUGCCCUUCAUUUGACAGCUAAUUACAAUUGCAUAGAGGAAUCAAAACUAUUGAUUUCAUUUGGUAUUAACAUCAAUGCAAAAAAUAAUGAUGGGGAAACUCCUCUAAUUGUUGCAUCAAAAUCUAAUCAUGAAAAAAUGGUUGAUCUCCUAGUAUUAUAUGGCGCUGAUAUCAAUGAAAAAGAUAAUACUGGAAAGACAGCACUUCAUUAUGCUGCAAGGAAUAAUAAUGAUGAAUCUAUAGAUAUACUUCUUUUACACGAUGCCGAUCUAAAUGCAGUAGAUAAUAGUGGGAAAAAACCAGCUUUACGGUGGCACAAGAAAUUAGUUCAUGGUUUCCAUGAAAUAUCAAAAUAUUUUGACAAAAAACUCAGACAUUAG